Molecule: messenger RNA, 3337 nt
Organism: Catharus ustulatus (Swainson's thrush)
Lineage: Eukaryota; Metazoa; Chordata; Aves; Passeriformes; Turdidae
Gene: SEMA3F
Product: semaphorin 3F
Exons: 18
Coding region: 199-2472 (757 amino acids)
Biological process (GO): semaphorin-plexin signaling pathway; positive regulation of cell migration; negative regulation of axon extension involved in axon guidance
Molecular function (GO): semaphorin receptor binding; chemorepellent activity
Source: RefSeq, a predicted model, not a curated record
CCGCCCGGUGCCUGCCCCGCCCCGCCCGGCGCUCACGGGCCGGGGCCGCGGCGGCAGUCGCGGCCGAGAGAUGGCGGGGGGCCGCGGGACCCCGGCGCGGCGCUGAGCCCCGCCGCCCUCCUCAGCGCCCCUCCGCCGCCGGGACCCCCGCGGAGGCUCGGCUCCCCCAGACUCCCCUCGAUCUUGGCGCCCAGGUGCAUGCCCACCAUGCCCGUGGUCGGUGUCCUCCUCUGGGCCACCCUGCUGACUCUGGGCUGGCGGGCUGCCCAUCCCAAGGACCACGGCUUCGCUACCCCCAGGGUGCAGCUCUCCUUCAAAGAGCUGAAGGCGACGGGCACAGCACACUUCUUCAACUUCCUCCUCAACUCCAGUGACUACCGCAUCCUGCUGAAGGACGAGGACCACGACCGCAUGUAUGUGGGCAGCAAGGACUACGUGCUCUCCCUGGACCUCCACGACAUCAACCGCGAGCCCCUCAUCAUCCAUUGGCCAGCAUCCCAGCAGAGGAUCGAGGAGUGCAUCCUGUCAGGCAAGAACAGCAAUGGGGAGUGUGGCAACUUCAUCCGCCUGAUCCAGCCCUGGAACCGGACUCACCUCUACGUGUGUGGCACUGGUGCCUACAACCCCAUCUGUGCCUUCGUCAACCGCGGGCGCAAAGCCCAGGAUUAUGUCUUCUACUUGGAGCCAGACAAGCUGGAGUCGGGCAAGGGGAAGUGUUCCUACGACCCCAAAGUAGACACCGUCUCUGCAUUAAUAAAUGAAGAGCUUUAUGCUGGUGUCUACAUCGACUUCAUGGGCACGGACGCAGCCAUCUUCCGCACCAUGGGCAAGCAGACAGCCAUGAGGACAGACCAGUACAAUUCCCGCUGGCUCAAUGACCCAGCCUUUGUCCGUGCCCAGCUCAUCCCAGACAGCAGCGAGAGGAAUGAUGACAAGCUCUACUUUUUCUUCCGAGAGAAAUCAGCUGAUGCCCCACUGAGCCCUGGGGUCUAUUCCCGCAUUGGGCGCAUUUGCCUGAAUGAUGAUGGGGGCCACUGCUGCCUUGUGAACAAGUGGAGCACCUUCCUGAAGGCCCGGCUCGUCUGCUCUGUGCCGGGACCCGACGGCAUUGAAACACACUUCGAUGAGCUCCAGGACGUCUUCAUCCAGCAGACUCAGGACACCAAGAACCCUGUUAUCUACGCUGUGUUCUCCGCCUCGGGGUCAGUCUUCAAAGGCUCUGCUGUGUGUGUCUACUCGAUGGCUGACAUCCGCAUGGUCUUCAACGGACCCUUUGCCCACAAGGAGGGACCCAACUACCAGUGGAUGCCCUACACAGGAAAGAUGCCCUACCCCCGUCCAGGCACUUGCCCUGGGGGGACCUUCACCCCAUCCAUGAAAUCGACCAAGGACUACCCUGACGAAGUGAUCAACUUCAUGCGCACGCACCCGCUGAUGUACCACGCCGUGUACCCCACGCACCGCCAGCCGCUGGUGGUCCGCACCAACGUCAACUACCGCUUCACCACCGUGGCCGUGGACCAGGUGGACGCGGCAGACGGGCGCUAUGAGGUGCUUUUCCUGGGCACAGAUCGGGGCACCGUGCAGAAGGUCAUUGUGCUCCCCCGGGAUGACAUGGAGACAGAGGAGCUCAUGCUGGAGGAGAUUGAAGUGUUCAAGGUGCCAGCACCCAUCAAGACGAUGACCAUCUCCUCCAAGAGGCAACAGCUGUAUGUGUCCUCGGCCGUAGGCGUGACCCACCUGGCCCUGCACCGCUGUGACGUGUAUGGAGAAGCCUGUGCUGACUGCUGCCUGGCCCGGGAUCCCUACUGUGCCUGGGACGGCAGCGCCUGCACCCGCUACUCUGCCUCCUCCAAGAGGCGCAGCCGGCGGCAGGACGUCCGACACGGCAACCCCAUCCGGCAGUGCCGCGGCUACAACUCCAAUGCUAACAAGAACACAGUGGAGGCCGUGCAGUACGGCGUGGAGGGCAGCACAGCCUUCCUGGAGUGCCAACCCCGCUCGCCCCAGGCCAGCAUCAAGUGGCUGCUGCAGAAGGACAACAGCGACCGGCGGAAAGAGCUGCGGGUGGGGGGCCGGGUGCUGCGCACGGAGCAGGGCUUGCUGCUGCGCGCCCUCCAACUCAGCGACAGCGGCCUCUACUCCUGCACCGCCACCGAGAACAACUUCAAGCAUACAGUGACCAAGGUGCAGCUCCGCGUCCUCAGCAGCCGCGCCGUCCACGCCGUGCUGGUCCAGGCAGAGACCCCCCUUGGCCUGCCAGGCGCCCCCACUCCCCGCUACCAGGACCUGCUGCAGCUCCUCAGCCAGCCUGAAAUGGGACUCCUGGACCAGUACUGCCAGGGCUACUGGCGGCACACGGCCGCCAGCCCCCCGCAGCCGCUGGCUGGCCUCAAAGCCAAGGAGCAGCAGGACCAGAAGAAGCCUCGAAACCGCCGGAAUCACCAGCCAGAGACCUAUGGGCAUACAUGAAACCAUCAUCAGGGACUUUGCUAGCACAGUGGUCUAUUUUUCCCCCCUUUUAAUAUUAAAAAUAUCUAUAAAUAAAUAUAUAUAUAUAUAUAUAUACAUCCACGCACGCACACACACAGACACACGCGCUUCCCCUCCCACGGGAGGUGGUAUUUAUUUGUAGGCUGUACAUAGUCAUUGGGGUGGUGCUACCCCCACCUCCCAGCCCCAGGGAGGAGCAGGGACCCCUGAAGUGGCUGCAGCCACCAUUCCCUCCUGCCAAGGACCUGCAUAUCCUGUUGUGCAGGGACCAUGGGUCACCACAGCCACUCUCCCACGCAGCUGGGGCAUAGCACCCUGCUGGGGAUGGAUGUCCUGGUGUGGGAGGGGAUGAUGCCCUGGGGAGGCAGUGCCAGACAAGGCGUGCUCACUCCAAGCUGGGCAUGGCCAUCAUAGCUUCGUGCCUCAGUUUCCCCACACUGAGGUUAUGGAGGAGCAAGUGCUUUCUGUGAGGGAGCUGUAGACCACCAGGCAAGCUGAGGAGGAGGGAUAAGGGCACAUGGCUGUGUCCCCUCCCUGGGGGUUUGGCAGGGAUGAGAUGGGACCUCAAGGUAGGACUGAGGUGUUCAGGCAAUAAUGAGUCUUGGCCCCAGGGUCUUUGGAUGGAGAAGGGAAGGAGAAGGAGCCAUGCUGGUGUAAAACCUCCAGCAGCUGCUGGUAACAGUGACAGUGGCACCCAGCCUAUCAACCACCCUCUUGGGGCACCCUGGUGGCUGCAGAGGGUUGUAAAUAGUUGUACAUGGGAAACGCAGGGCUGACCAGGGCUGAGUCAGUGUCCCCUGCUGCAGCUAGCGACACUCCCAAAUAAACACUGGCUUUGGGACAG